Messenger RNA from Candida dubliniensis CD36, 648 nucleotides. RefSeq lists its product as uncharacterized. Bases 1 to 648 code for a protein of 215 amino acids. Lineage: Eukaryota; Fungi; Ascomycota; Pichiomycetes; Serinales; Debaryomycetaceae. The transcript has a single exon. The record is from RefSeq and is a predicted model, not a curated record.
AUGCCAGUUCAACAAAGAGACCUUUUCUCAGAUAUUAACAACAUCGUUAGUGCCGGUGUUGGUGUCGCCAAUACAGUUGCUUCAAUUGGUGAAAAUGUUUAUGUCACCUUGACUUCUGAUGCUGUUGGUAAUUGGCAUAAAGCCACAUCUGGUGUGGUUGUGGAAUUCAACACUGUCACUUCUAAAGGUGCACAAGAAUUCCAUGUGGUGACAAGUUUAGCUGAUGGUAAAUUCUCAACAAUCACAAGAGGUGUGGUAUCAAAUUGGGGUGAUUUUACUAGUGAGGUUGAAUCCAAAAAAGACUCCUUAACUGCCGCAGCUGCUGCUGCCAGUGAAAGUGCUGCUACCACAACAGGAACGGAAACUGCAAGCACUGAUUCAGCUUCCGGUAGAGCUUCUGGUUCCAGCUCAGCUUCUGGUUCAGCUGCAUCUAACGAUUCUUCCUCAACUACUGCUGCUUCUUCUUCAUCGACUCGUUCAGGAAGUAGUUCUUCGUCUUCUACUGCCACUUCAAGUAGAAGUUCCUCAUCAUCUAGCUCAACCGCAAGUGGUAAUGCUGCACCAGCAGUUUACCAACCAGGUAGCUGGAAAAAAACGGCAGUUGUUGGUGGUUUAAUUGGCUUGUCGUUUUUCUUGAGCUUAGCUUGA